This is a messenger RNA of Ornithorhynchus anatinus (platypus), 2029 nucleotides long. RefSeq names its product solute carrier family 35 member C2 (gene SLC35H1). Gene Ontology annotation, cellular component: endoplasmic reticulum-Golgi intermediate compartment; cis-Golgi network; Golgi apparatus. Gene Ontology annotation, biological process: peptide cross-linking; UDP-glucose transmembrane transport. The record is from RefSeq and is a predicted model, not a curated record. Gene Ontology annotation, molecular function: antiporter activity; protein-glutamine gamma-glutamyltransferase activity. NCBI's taxonomy places the organism in Eukaryota, Metazoa, Chordata, Mammalia, Monotremata, Ornithorhynchidae.
CCGGCCGGGGGAGGCGGGACUUCCGGCGGGAGCGGAGGAGCCGGUGAGCGACAGGGCGGAGACCGCGGCCGGGAGGAGCGCGGCGGCGUCCCGGGAGACCAUGGCCCUGCGGCCGGCCCGCCCGGCCUUCCUGGCUCGCGUCCCGCUGACCCUGGGCCUGGUCCUCUUCUACUACUGCUUCUCCAUCGGCAUCACCUUCUACAACAAGUGGCUCAUGAAGAGCUUCCACUUCCCGCUCUUCAUGACCCUGCUGCACCUGGCCGUCAUCUUCGCCUCGUCGGCCCUGGCCCGCACGGCGCUCAGCCGCUUCCAGGCGCGGGCCCGCGUCGUCCUGGGCUGGCCGGACUACCUCCGCAGGGUGGCCCCCACAGCCCUGGCCACGGUGCUCGACGUGGGUCUGUCCAACUGGAGCUUCCUCUACAUCACCGUCUCCCUGUACACCAUGACCAAGUCGUCCGCCAUCCUCUUCAUCCUCAUGUUCUCGCUCAUCUUCAGGCUGGAGGAGCCGCGAGCAGGGCUGGUGCUGGUGGUGGUCCUGGUGGCGGCGGGGCUCUUCCUCUUCACGUAUAAGUCGACGCAGUUCGACGCGGACGGCUUCGCCCUGGUGCUGGCGGCCUCCUUCGUCGGCGGGGCCCGCUGGACCCUCACCCAGAUGCUCCUGCAGAAGGCCGAGCUCGGGCUCCAGAACCCCAUCGACACCAUGUUCCACCUGCAGCUCAUGUUCCUCGGCCUCUUCCCCCUCUUCGCCGCCGUCGAAGGCCUGCCCCUGUCCACGUCGCGGAAGCUGUUCCGGGCGGAGGGCGCCGGGGCGUUGGCGGGGGUCCUCUGCGCCCUGCUGGGCGGGGGGCUGCUCGCCUUCGGCCUCGGCUUCUCCGAGUUCCUCCUCGUCUCCCGCACCUCCAGCCUCACCCUCUCCAUCGCGGGCAUCUUCAAGGAGGUGUGCACGUUGCUGAUGGCGGCCCACUGGCUGGGCGACCAGAUCAACCUCCUCAACUGGCUGGGCUUCGCCAUCUGCCUGUCCGGGAUCUCUCUGCACGUCACCCUCAAGGCCCUCUCCGCCAAAGGUGAGCCGGACCCCCGGACGCCCAAAGGAGCCCACGCGGACCCCGACCUCGAGCUGCUGCUGUGGAGCCGGGAGGACGACGGCGACGACGACCCGGAGGACGAAGACGGCCCCCCCGCGGGACCGAGGCGGCGGGGAGGCCGCCGGGGCCCGGCCCCGGGGGGCCGCCGGACGCCCCUGACCCCGACCCCGGGACGGCGGGAGGCCGGGGGCCGCCUCGCCUCUCCGGGCCUCGCGUCCCUCCGCCGGGCAACGGGGGCGAAGCCCGCGAGCCGACGGCCUCGGAUCUCCCCCGGCGCGGAGCAAGCGCGGCGCGGACACCGUCGUCGUGACGAUUGUUCUUCCCGGGGGGUGAGGCCCGCGAGGCCCCACGGGGGACGACCCGGUGACCGUCCAUCCCCCCGCCCCCCGGCGCUCGGGACGCUGUCCCGGCCGGAGCGAGCGCCUCGCGGAGGCCGGGGCGGCCGAGGGGUCUCCUCGGGACGCCGGGGGCGAGGCCGGACUCCGGACGAGAAGGGACUCGUAGGCAGAGAGAGCGAGGGGUCCCUGGACCAGCGUAAGACGGAACCGACGGUAUUCGGGAAGCGCUCACUACGUGCCGGCCGCCGUACCGGGCCACCGAGGCGGCGUCAAGGACUUGGAGAAGCAAAUCCCCUCAGCAUCCCGUAUUCGGAUUACAUGAAGGAUCUGACGAGCGAUAAGAAGAUCCUGGUGUCGGCCAUGGUCCUGGUCUUCAAGGGCGAGAAGACGCUCCUGGAGAAAGACGUGACCCUGGGGGAUUUCAUCCUCAUCAAGGAGGGAUUUCUAGGCGAUACGGAGGGGGAGGCCGUGGGCGAGAUGGAGGAGCGGGGGUGCGCGGGCUGGGCCCGGAGCCGGAGGGAACCAUUUUGCUCCGGCCUCGGUGCCCUCUGGGCCCCCAGGUGCUGGGCCCUGCCGUGGUGGACGAACCCUGCACCGUGGCCGUGA